AUGCAUCGAAUUAACAUAUUCUAUGUCCUUUUUGUGGGCCUGCUUGGCAUGGUGCACUCGUCUUUGUAUAAGGACCUCCUAAUGGGUUUUCCUUAUGGUGAUGAGUAUGAUAAUAUGGUGAAAGAACCUCGUCAUUCUAUAUUUAAAAAUAAGAGAUUCAAUUUAGAUAUAAAUUCCUUCGGAAACACAUGUAUUUUGAAUUAUAAAGAAGUUUGUGAAACUGCAAACUACAGCAUAAACGUAAAUCAUGGUAUAAGUGACCAUGAAAUUAAAGUUAUGUUAGUACAAAAAGAAUCAAGUGAUAUAAUCUCAGUACAUACUUUAACGGGAAAAUUUUCCAUUGAUGGAAAUGUAUCCUUCCUUUUUAACAAUAUACCCUCUUUACAUUAUAAUAUAAUUUUAGAAGUAGCAGAUUUGAUACAUAAUACAGAUUAUGAUAUAGGUGUUAACUGCUAUUGUGAGGAAUGUAGUGAUAAUGUAAGGGAAAUAGACUUAAGUCUAAUGGAUAAUCAGAUUAUACAUAAGGUUAGAAGUGACAGUAAAAAUAAGUUGACAUUUCCACAGAAACCUUUCGUUAAUGGACAAUAUCUGUUUAGUAAAUAUUUAUUUUUUCAUUCUGAAAUUAAUUUGAAGACUGUCGAAAAUUAUGAUCAGCUAUAUAACAACUACUACGAGUUGGUUACCCCUUGUUCUGGUCUAAUCAUGACUCAUUCAGAACAAUAUAAUAUCAAUUAUGAUAUGUCUUCUGUACAUUGUUAUCAUGUAUAUUUAGUUAAUAAAUUCAUGAAAAAAAUUAACUCAAAUGGUGGGGAUAAUGGCAAAAAAGAUAAUCUUAAGUUUGUAACUCCUGUAUAUAUUCAAUUUGACAAAAAGGAGGAGAAUUUUGAAAGGAUGAUAGAUAUUAUACACGAUUAUACUAUUCCUAGUCUUCCUUUGAAAUAUGAAAAUAGUUAUUAUGUUCCUAGAGAAACCAAUGUUAGAGGUAGCUUGGUACGUAUCAACACCAGUGGUAUUUUUUCCCUUUCAAAAUACAUCUAUAAAAAUAAUAGAGACAACAGAAUGGAAUAUGUGCACAUGUUCAGAAUAUUUUUUCAGCUAUUUAAAAAGUUUAAUAACAUAUCAGAUGAACAAAUGUUACAAUAUACUACAGGUUUACAUUUGCAAAGGCAUGUGCUCUCCUCAGCAUAUUAUGAAAAGUUAGGUGAUACCAUAUAUGCAGAAGAGUUAGCAGUACUUUUAAAUUCUCUCGCUUUUGAAUUUAAUGCAGAUGCAAUUGGACUUAAUAGAAAUGUUUUAAUGAUAGAUGAAAAACAAUUCGUAUCCAAAUAUGGUAACGCAUCAUAUGCACAUAUAUUAUAUGAUCAACUAGUGCUUAAACAGUCGCAAGGAGUAUGUCUACUUAUUGUGGAAUCUAUUGCCCAUGAACUCAGUUCAUACAUAAAUAACAAAUUGAAGAAGACACAUAAAACCAUAUGCAACACCUUGAGACGAAGUAACAGUUAUUCCAACAUAACUACCAUGUUUUAUACCUACGAAUUGGAUUGUAAUAUGACCCUAUUUUAUAAAGAACAUUAUGUAGAUGAGGAUAUAAUGAUAAGGCAGCUGAUAACUAACAAAACGUUAUUGGAAGAUGUUCAAGUGGAAUUACUCUACGAAGACAUAUUUGAGUACGUUCUUAUUAUGCAUGCAACGAUCGACAAACGAGUUGUGCAAAAUUUGAAAACGUACGUUUCUAAGUAUAUAAAUAAUGACUCAAUGAUUACCAUAACAGUAGUAGGGAGAAAGAGUGAUAGAACUGAGGCAAAUAUCGAUGUUGAGCUUAAGAAAAUUACAUUUUCAAUUAAUUGUGCGGAAAAUUGUACCAAUUCUAAUCCAAUAUUGAUAGAACAUAAUUAUGAUUAUGUAUUUAUAAGCACCAUAUGUGUGGAGAAUAGUAACCUACGAACCAUUUGUUUUCCUCAAGAUGGUUUUUCAUACAUCUUUGAUACUCGAUUAUUACGAGUACAUAUGAUAAGUAUUAACCCUUAUCCUGAACCGGUGCUAACAGUGGAUGUUCAUCGUACUAUAGUAGAAAACUUAUAUUGUGUUUUGUUUACCAAUCCGAAUAUGAUACCCCACGAAAAUGCUCUAGUUAGUUAUAGAGACAGCGUAUGUAAAGAAUACCUCAAUCGCUGUAAACUUUUAACAACAAAAAUAUUCAUUAAAAAUGUAGUAGCACCAGCAUCAAUAUUCGGAGUAAAGGAUAAAUUAAAAUUAUCCUUUUCAACCCAUUUUGAUGAGAAACAUGAAGAAAUGAUACAGAUUAUUUAUUAUUCAAAGGGGAAUACGAUAAAUGAACAUAGUUAUAUAGUAACACAUUACAGUGACAGCUUAUAUGUGAAUGAACAAAUGAACAAGAUUGUUGGACAACGUAAAAGAGAUCAAUUUAAAUUAUCCUCUGGAGAAGUGGUAAAUAACAUGUUAAUAGAUGACGAUAAUUUUUAUAAAAGUAUAUCUUCAUUUCACGAAAAGGAAUAUAACAUAGAUAUAUAUCAUACUACAGAUAAAUACACCCUCAUACAGACAACCAAAUGGAAUGGCAACGAUUUGUCUUUAUACCCGUUUGGUGAAAUCAGUAUCAAUUAUGAAAAAAUAAAAACAAAUGUAUUUAUGAAAUUUUUACAUAAUUAUAUAUAUUACUAUAAUAAGAAAGAGAAAUAUGAUAUGGCUACAUUUUCUCCAUAUUUUGUAAACGUAUCUCCAUAUAACUACGAAUGUUUGGGGGCCUAUGCUUACUUGAUGAACAAAUUUAAUAUAUUAGUAAAUGACUCGUUGAACUGUGAAGCGUUACACAUUAUUAUAGAAGUGUUACUAAAAGCAAAUUUAGGAAAAUAUUUUAUCCAUAAUAAAAAUAAAAUCCAUCUUAAUUUUUAUAAACAUCCUGGAGGAGAUGCCCAUACCGUUUUUGACAUGGUUUAUAUGGAAAUAUAUGAACCACAUGCACCAUUGGAACCAUUUAUCAAACACAAACUUAAUGUAAGUAUUGAUGAAAAUAAUUUAAAUUUACUCUAUUCACAUAGAAAUGUUCAGUACAUAAAUAAGUACUUUUCAAAUAUGUAUGUCCUACUAUUUAAGGUUGCUUAUCUGUCCAACCAAUACGAUUUUUAUACUUUCUUUUACGACUUGACUGGAAUUCGAUUAAUUGAUGAUAUUGUUAUGCAAAACUUGGAUAAAUUGGACGUUGAGGACCAAAAGAAUAUACAAAAUAUACACUCAUUACUCAAUCAGGAAUACAAGAUUUCCAUUGCCAAACACACCGAGCCAUCCGAAAAGCUUAUAAACGAAAUCUCGCUCUUGGCCGCCUACAUAGUCGAGUUGACCUCGUCCUACAGAAAAAAGCUUACCCACGGCGAUGUUAGCAGUGUUAGCAGAGACAGUAGAGGCGAUCGGAGUACCAAGCAGGUAGCCACCUUUGCUGAAAUAAAAUACUUCGUGUACGUGAACGAGUUCAAGUACGGCCAUAGCAAGAAGUACACGAUAAACGAGAUCAUUCACAGAACGUCGAAAUAUAACGCCCUUGUGAUUAAGAAAAAGAUAUUGUGUUGCUCUAACUUCGUUGAUGAAGUUGAAAAUGCGCUUAAAUUUUUUAUUUUAUAUAAAUAUGUCCUUAGCGAAGACAGAUUCGUUCCUUCGAGGGAGACCAAGACGAUUACCAAGGCGCAUAACAUAAUACAGAAGCUUUUGGAACGCUCUAUUCCUUGCAUCGAUUACAUGUGCGAAGAGGGUAGCAGUAGUGAUAGUAGCACUUCCGAGGGUGCUGGUGCUGGCAUAUCUACCCUAAGUGAGCUGAACCGCAUGGUAUAUAUUCUAAUGGACCGAUCCGGAUACGUUUCUAGAAAAAUACCGACGUCUUACAUAGACCUUAAGUGCAUCAACUUGGACAUGGCGAACUACUAUGAGAGCAUAAUUACCUCAUUCAAAACAACAUUUGAUCUAUAUGGAGCAUUGGUAACUAUAACUAUGAACAAGUUGUUACCUGAUAUAAGUAUUCGAAUAGGAAAAGAGAUGGAUAAUUACUUAGUAUACUUUUUGUUCAGAAAUUUAUCGGUACCAUUUAUGGGUAAAACACAUAGAACAGAAACGCUAGAGUUAAGAAGAUUAUUGUUGUUAAGAAGUGAUCCUAUUGAUUUGGACAAAGAUCAUGUAAUGUUCAAUAUGUACGUAGAUAGUGUAGAUGGAAACUCUCUUUUUAUGUUAGAAAAAAUUAUUUUUGUAUCAAAGGGAGGUGAUAAAUUAGUAAAAGAAGUAAAUGUAGAAUAUGAAACGUUUUUUGUUCAUCCCCAUAAUAUGAUAUCAAAAGAGGCAUUGACAAAUAAACAUAUUAGUGCAUACGAAAAGUAUUAUAAUAAAGUAGUAGGGUGUGAUCAUUAUAAUAAUGGAUUACAAGUAUGUGCUUAUCAUCCAGCAUAUGACUAUGAAGGGUUCACUCCAUUCUAUGUAUCCUAUUUAGAAAACAAUCAAAGAAAAGAUAUAUUAUUUAAAAAAAAUGAAGAUAUAGCAAACUUGAUUAGCAAUGGUCCGGUAACGUUAUCUAAACGAUAUAACAUACAGGUAGGAGGAGACCGUAUGUUAGUUGAUAUAUAUAAUUCUGUUCAAAUUAUAGCACACGAAAUUGUAUCCUCUAUAGGGAUAAAUAAUUUCGAUAGCAAUUUUUGUGGUACCUUACAACUAAAUAACGGUCAUUUACAUACACCUAAUGACAAAGAUUCAUUAAUAUCUAACAUUUUUUACGACACGACUUAUUGCUUAAAUAAAGGUGCAGUAUUUAGAAAAAUUCUAGAAGUUUGCAAAUUUAGAAAAGAAGAACUAGAGCGCUUAUUUUCCAUUGAAGAAAGUAAUAUAUUACCAUAUCAUCUGAACGAGAAUUUUGCAAAAUUGUUGACUCAGAAGGAAUUGCUAGGCUUAAUCUUUUACUUUAUCUCUGUACCUCCUCAAGUGAACCAAAUCGUAAGGGGAAACCUUAUAAACUUGGAAAUUUCGGAGCUUGUCAAAUCCGGUAAACAGGGUGGUUAUGAUAUAAGCAGCAUAGUCGAGAUUGAGAAUAACGGAUCAGUGAAUAUAGAAAGGAGCUACUUAACAAAUGUAAACAAACAUACUUUAGCCGCAUUUAAUACAGCAUUUUACACACAGUUGAUAGAACAUAUACAAAAAUCAAAUAAAAAUAGUAAUCAUGUGUUAGUAGCUGAUCCGAGUGCUGUACAGAAUUACAUGCAGAACUACAUUAACAGCAACAAUUCAUGUAAUAGUUUGAUCUUUACCAACAGUGGACCUCUAUCCCUACCGGAGGAUGUCCUAACUUAUAACAACCCCAGUUUUUCAUUUAUAGAUGAUAAAAUAUAUAUAAAGAAAAAACCAGACACAUACUAUGCCUUUAAUAAUUUUUUUUUAUAUGAAGGACAAAACUAUUUAAAGGAGAAGUACCUAAGUGCUAUACUUGUUUUAUCCCCAUACAAAUUUGCAUCAAUCAAUGAUGUUAUUUAUAUAGAUAUAAUAGCCAACUCUUUCGACAAUAAAAAUCAGUUCGUACUGAAUUGUUACCCACGUAGAAAAUAUAAUACUUCUUUUUUUGAAAAAGCAUAUAAUAUACAGCCCAAAUCGGUGUAUUUUGUUUGUAAGAAUUUGGCAGUUAUGUACCUAAAGAAUGGCCUGUAUGAGUUCAACAGGUAUUUGAUUCAGUAUAGAGAAGGGGGUAGUAGCAGCAGCAAUGGAAAGGGGAUCCAGGUGUACGAAAAUAUGCCCGUAAGACCCAUAUAUGAAGUAAAAAAUAAUAAUAUAAUAGUGCCAAAUAGGGAAGAUGUGCAUAUAGAACUACAGCGUGUAAACAAUAGAAAUAGUACAAAUAUAAUUGAAUAUUUAAUACAUGUAAAGGGACCAGUUUCUCUACAUUUAGAUCCAUAUGUUGUAGUUAAACCAAUAUUUACACGUACUUCUUAUCUAUAUAACACAAAAAUUCAUAUUACUGAUGAUUAUUUAACUUAUAUGUAUCCUAGGAAACUAAAAUAUUCUGAGUUUAUAAAAUUGCCCAUGAGCAAAGAUCUUUUUAAAGAUAAAACCUUAACAUUACUGACUGUGAAGAAGAGUACGAGUAAAAACAACUUCACAUACAAUAUUUACUCUUUAGCUGUUGUCAAGUCGCUCAACCUAACAAGUAUAAUAGUAAAGGACCUAUUCAACAAUGAAUUUGUAAUAAAUGUAGACGAGGAGAAAGUGGUACGCGAGGGUGGAGUAAACACAGUACCAGAAGUAGCGCAGAAAGAGAAGGAAGAAAGUAGGAAAGAAGUUUCUCCCACUUUCCCCAAACCGGUAGAUGCGGACAAAAAGGAUAACCCGUUGGCGGAAAACCAUACUGAUGGCAAUUAUGAUGAUAAUGAUGAUGAUAAAAAAAAGAAAAAGGCCUGUGGUGCGUUCUUCAUCUCCAUAGAAAGUAGCGACUUCGACAAUGGAAAAGGCAGCGGCAGUAGCAAUGAUAGAAGUAUACCUACUUUCCAGGAACAGUACUUUUUCAUGGUAUUUUCUACGUGUGUAAUCCGCGAAGGACUUGCGUCGCUAACCAUUUCUGGGAACAGGUAUCAUUUCGAUGUAGAAGCAAAGCAUUUAAUGAAUGAAAACAUAUUCAAUGAGAUAUACAAGAAAAUAAAUGACGAAGUGAAGUUAUAUAAUGGUAGAUACAUUGUAAGUAUAACAAGGACUGCAUUUAGAAAUGAACUCAUGCCAGAAGUCUCAGAAGGAGAAAAAAAAAUUAUCGUGCAACGAGUAAACAAGGACGGUACAUUGUACAUAAAGCAUAAUAUAUACGGUAUAGGAAAUGAAAAAAAUGGAUUCCAUGUAGAUAUUUUUUCAAAAAAUAAGGACUUAGUACCAGCAACCAAAGAGAGAGAAGCGACAAAACCGUCUGUAAAAGCACCAGUUACAAAUGAAAACAGGGGUGUGGAAACAAAGCCAAAGGAUAGAACACCCUACCCUGUUACAGAAGCAGUAGUAGAUCCAAAAUCUAAGCCGAAGUUGGAUCCAGCGAAAAAGGACAAUACUAAUACAUCAAUUAUUCAAAGAAAUUAUAUGAGAACGGUUCAAUACAUGAUUAACAUAGAAGGGACAACUACUACUGUAGCAGAAGUAGACAAACCAUACAUAAAACGAUAUAUAAUGAUAACAAAUUUAUUAUAUUCUAGUAAUUAUAAAAUAAACGUUAUUAAUGGAAAUUAUACUGGUAUAUGUGAAUAUGGGUUUUGUUAUACAGAUGAAGAAUUUUUGGAAAAUUUAAUAGAUGACAGAGAGAUAGUAAAUGGUACAUUUAAAGUAUCUAUUGAGAAACAUGUAUUCUUAACAAAAUAUGAUGAGAGUGAACCUCGAUCUGAAUCGAAAAUACGUAGAGAUAUAGUCAAACAUAGCAACCUUGUAUGUUUGGUAAAAAAAGAAUUCAGUUUGACUAUCGAUGGGUUGAGUUUAGAAAGAACUGUGGAAUCGAAAUAUGCACAAAUGGAAAAGGAGAAGGAGACGACUACGAGAAAGAGGUCUUAUUAUGCACCUACUAGGAAAGAACAAAAGCAAGUGGUACAACUAGAUAAUGAUUCUCUAAACAGUAGGGAUAUAGUAGAAUGGUGUACAUACAAAGAAUGGAAUGUAGAUUUAAGUAACGUAAAUAAGCAUAAUGUAAAACUGAUGGACAAAGCAAAAGAGUCUAGAACUAGUAGUGUAUCUGAAGAGUUCAAAUCUACGGUGGAAGGCAGAAGAAUGUAUCAUCCUUUAGAUAAUGUGCCAUAUGAUGAAAUUAUCACGCAGUAUAUUGACAAUGAUAUUAAUCUCUUCGAGGGAAGUACAGGUGGUGGUGUUGGUAAUUCUAAGUACAUUGUACAAUUUGACAAUAUAAGGAAUUACAGAAUAUUAAGAAUUGGGGAAAGGAAAAAGAGCUACCAAGCUGGUAACAGGGGGCAUGAUGGUCAUGUUGGUUCUACUGAAAACACCCAAAAUUUCAACCAUGAUGAAAAACAUUUUGCAGAGUUUUUCAAAUUAUUAAAUAACAAACCGAUGAAUGAAUUAUACUUUUUGCAAAUGGUAACUGAGAGAAACGCAUUAUUAGAGAGUAAUAACGAUAUAGUAUUAAAUAGUUCACCUAUAUAUCUUAAUAGUAGUAGUAAUAGCUCAACAUAUAAGGAUGAAGGGAAAGGACAGAAUGACCAAUUUUUAGUUGAAAUAAUAGGAAGUGACGAAAAUGAUACGGGAAUGUUAUAUACCGAAAUGUUUAUUGUCCAUGGGUACUAUUUAGACGAAGGAACAUACUACAUAGAACUUUCAAGGGGAAUAUAUACAAUUACACAUGAUUCUGUCGGACAUAAAAACAUUAAUGUAAGCGAUAUUGAAAACUUGGUAAAUAUGUCCGGAAGGAAAUUAGACGACGACUCAUAUGAAAUAUAUGUGGAGCGGGUUUUAGCAGUUCCUAAUGCGCAAGAUGCUCUAGUUGGUACAGGUGAUGGAAAGGAUGAAAGAGUAGGAACAGUUAGAAGAGUUGAUGACAAAGAGGAUGGACUAAUUUUCGAUAAUAUAAGGAAAGAUUUGGAUUCAACUUUGGAUAGAGAGGAUUCAAACAAAAGGAGAAAAACUGAAUUCCAUGAAAUUAUUCCAGAUCGAGAAAGAGAAGUUCAUUUUAGAUCUUAUAUUCACUUACAUAAUGAUGGACAUGGUAACAGAUGCUCAUUUAGUAAAAUUAUAGAUGGAAAGGGAAAGGGAAUAGCAGAAGGUAAAUAUUUCGUAAAUGUAUUGAAUGGGUCCUACAAUACAACCAUUGUGCGAGGUCCCAAAAUAGAUAAUUACUAUAUAAAGCUACUCUUGAAUAAGACAUGGACCUAUGAAGAUAAUAUUAGAUCUGAAUUUUAUAUUGACAUUUUUAUAUAUGAUGACAAGAAAGGGGGAAACAUAGCAGAUAGUAAUAAUCAUCUAGAAUAUGAUGAUUAUUAUGUUUCCAUAAAACCAUUAAGUUCUGAUAAUAAAGAUAUAGCAAAUGAAAGAAAUGUUGAAUAUGUAAAAAUCCAGGGAGCUGGUAUACGGCCUGGGGUGUAUGAAAUAGAAAUGUCAGACAAUAAAUACAAUGGAAAAGAUGAACAAGGUAAUGUAAUGGAUAGAAAUUUUGCAAAAAAUAUUAUGCUCUUAUGUUAUGAGAGGGCCAAAAAUGGGAGAUAUCAUGUAGUCAUUAUGGACCCCAAGAAGAGCGAUUCUGAAGCAGUCAACAAGAACAGCGGCGUAGGCGAUGGUGAUGGUCUACCAGCCGAUACUGUAUUAACAAAAGAAAUAAGCAAAACUGUUAUGGUACAAAAAAUGUACAAUACAAAAUGGAAUAAUGGACUACUAACUUUGGAUGUAAAAUUCACUCAAGAAGGUAAUAUACAAGAUGGUAUAUACAAUGUCUACGUGUUUGCAGAUGGAACACAAAAAUUUACAAAGAUGAUUGCAGGUCGAAUGACUGAGUUCGAAGCCAAAGAGUUGCAAACGGCGCUCAAACCAUAUUUAGAAUCUGGCAUUUUUGAAAUUCAAAUAGUGGAAAAUAAGUUAAAAGAGAAGGUUUCAAGAACGGAUAGGCUUCACCGUAGCACUAUCAGUGGGCGACCAUACGAUGGAACAUCCAGUGUUACCUCACAUCCUACAACGAGCUAUGAUCAUCAGUCUAACAACAGCCAUAUAUCAUCUUUAAAGCGCUCUUUAUUCCCACCAACAGAUGAGGAUAGAGUUAUGACUCAUUAUCAAGAUAAGGAUGAAAAUCGAAGCCUUAACAUUUUUCAUUGCUCUUCAUUUAAAUCAAGCAACUGCAGAAAUAUUUUUAAAAACCAAAAAAUUGAUUAG
Plasmodium malariae is the source of this 9870-nucleotide messenger RNA. It is a transcript of the gene Cap380, whose product is annotated as oocyst capsule protein, putative. The record is from RefSeq and is a predicted model, not a curated record. Bases 1 to 9870 code for a protein of 3289 amino acids. Lineage: Eukaryota; Apicomplexa; Aconoidasida; Haemosporida; Plasmodiidae. The transcript has a single exon.